AUGGCCAAUGAAGAGCUGCUGCAGAAAUUGCGCCGGCAGCGGCUUCGCAUGGGCGAAGAUCCGUUGCCGUUGCCUGUAGGGACCCGCCCGCUAGACCAGACAAAGGAGAGGCGCAGCCGACGUGAUGAGCUGGUCUCGCUGGAGAAGAAGGGCGAGGUGAUGCAGCGGGCUCGAAAGUUUCAGAGCACCGACAGUCCCGGGCCAUCCCCGUCUCGAACACCUGGACGCAUCAACCUUGAUUGUUGGGAGCAGCGAUGCCGUGAGAAGGGCUCUUCGCAGGCUUGCGGAGCGGCAGCAGCUCUAGCGGACUCGUCUGCUCCUUCGUGGCAGGAGAUGGAGGCCGAGGUGCCAUUCACGGGCUUGGAGCCCAUCGAGGAAAAGCCGCAGCCUGGCCCUGGCCAUCCGGCCGAGGAGGCGGAGGGCGCCGAGGGCGCCCCGGCGAUGCCUGCAACGGAUCCCGGCUCUACGGUCUGUACGGAGCAAGCUUCGCGCGGCACAGAGAUGCCCCCUGACGAUCUGCAGGAGACCGCCUUGCUGGAAGGGGAAACCAAUAGCAAGAAGGCUCCUGAAGCCGAGUGUUUCUGCAUGUGGGACAGCGAGGAAGAAAAUUGCAUGACGCAAGAUGACUUGACGUCCAACAGGUCUGCAGCUGAUGUGGAUGCAGAGGAGCCUCUUGAGUUCUCCAUGCUGGACUACCUGGCAGAGCUACCCGAGGGUGUUGCAGAAAAGCUUCAGCGGUGUUUGAAGACGCACGAGGAGUUGGUGAGGAGAUUGUGCCAGAGGAACGAGCUCCUCCAGGCCCACGUCCGAAACGCUCGCUGCGACGGGAUGGAGGCCAGAAUGUCUCCAAUGACGCCGCAGCAGUCGAAGAGUUUUCCUUUCUCUCCGGCUCCGCCAAGAAAUUCGCCGCAGGCAGCGGCGGCAUUCAGCAGCCGCACGGUGCAGAGGGAACCAAGGCUGGUGAAGCCAAUCACUUCUAAAUCGGUCGCGGAGCGUGGUUCUACCAACCAGGGCUGUUUGGCCGAGCACGAGGCGACCCUGAGAGCGAGGCUGCAGCGCACCAUCAAAGCCUCCAAAGAGCGAGUGCAGGUAAUGCAGAGGCGUGUGGAGCGCGAAGAGCAGCAGGUCAAGAAUCGUUUCGAGGUCGCCAUGCAGACACGAGAAGGAAUGGAGCGCAGCAUCAAGGCUGCCCUUAGGGAGCACAGCCUGGCGAAAGUGCGAAUCGCUGAGCUUGAGGAGGCGAUCAGCAUCGAUGCAGCUCGCUGUCGAGCCAAGGAGAAGGAGCGUGAAGAACUCUCUGAGAAACAGACAGGCCUUCGCAAUGAGCUGAAGGCCCAGCGGAGCAGGGCCUCAAACCAUCAGAAGUGCGAGCGUCGCAUUCAGGACCUGCAACGUGAGCUGGAGGCAUUGACCAAGGCCUGCCACUCCGAAAGUCCUAGGUGGGCUUUGUGA
Messenger RNA from Symbiodinium necroappetens, 1452 nucleotides. The record is from the annotation of a GenBank genome assembly. Lineage: Eukaryota; Dinophyceae; Suessiales; Symbiodiniaceae.